GCACACUUUAAUUCUUUUGUUUUGUUGGUUUUGAAAUUGCAAUUUAACUUAUUAUAUUUGUACUAUAAAUUCUAUGUUUCUCUUUAUUUGUUUUACCUCAAUGGGUUUCUAGAGAAUUACUUCUAAGACUAGGAACUAUUUCCCAACCUAAUUACAAGGCUUUGAAAGUCUUUUUCAUUGCCCAUUCUCUUUAUAGCGAAUAACACCCUUCCUCCUCUAUUCUUGUUAUCUUCACUUUGCGACCCCUUGUAAAUUUUCCUACUAAAAAAUUUAAUAAUUACCGAUUAUGUUUUGUGAUAUGCCAAAGGAUUGGAUGGAUCUACCGAGGUAUAGCAAAGAGUAUAUCAAUGGUGUUAUUAGUUUUUUAGACUUUGCAUACUCUGAGGGAGAACUGGACUGACGACAAAUUCAAUGUCCUUGUAAGAGGAGUUGUAACAUUAAUUGGUAUAGAAGAGAUGUGGUAUUUGACCAUUUAGUAGCUGACGGAUUUAUUAAGAGAUAUAGAAUAUGGAUUAAUCAUGGGGAAUGGACAAUCCCGAUGGUGGUUGGCGAUGACACGGAUGAUGAAGAAGGUGCACGCGAUGACAUCGAAGGACUGCUUAAUGAUGCAUUUAGAGAUGUACCUCAUGCUGAGGGUGUUAUUGUAGGUCAAAUUGAAGAGGCUAAAAAGUUUUACAAUUUAAUAGAUGGAGCAAGUCAAGAGUUAUACCCGGGUUGCAAGAAAUUUUUUACAUUAUCUUUUACUAUCCGUCUGUACUUGUUAAAGUGUUUGAACGGUUGGAGCAAUGCCUCCUUCACUUCACUUAUUGAGCUAUUGAAAGAGGCAAUGCCUGACAUUAACAUACCUUCAUCUUUCCAUAAGAUGAAGGCUAUGAUAAGAGAUUUAGGUCUGGAUUAUAAAAAAAUUUAUGCUUGUCCUAAUGAUUGCCUCCUAUAUAGAAAAGAACUAAAGGAUGAAAAAUAAUGUCGCGUGUGUGGAAUUUCUCGAUAUACUAAAAAUUCUAGUGAUGAUAGCAAGAACUAACCUGAUAAGAAAGGUCGUCCUAUUCCUGCAAAGACUCUAAGAUACUUUCCUAUAAUUCCAAGACUUCAGAGAUUAUUUAUGUGCUCAAAGACGGCAGCUAGUCUGAGGUGGCAUGAUGAGGAGCGUGUAAAAGAUGGGACAUUAAAGCAUCCUUCUGAUGGCUUGGCAUGGAAGAACCUUGAUGAAAUGGAUGAAGAAUUUGCAAAAGAAUCACGCAAUAUUAGACUAGGCUUGUCAAGUGAUGGGUUCAACCCAUUUCGUAGCAUGAACAUUUCAUAGAGCACGUGGCGCGUGAUGUUGAUGGUUUACAACUUGCUUCCGUGGAUGUGCAUAAAACAUGAAUAUUGUAUGCUUUCUUUGUUUAUUCCUGGGCCACAAUCACCUGGUAAAGACAUUGAUGUGUAUCUACAACCAUUGAUAGAAGACUUGAAAUUGUUGUGGAAAAUAGGGGUCGAAACUUAUGAUGCAUUAAAGAAUGAGACCUUUCAAAUGCGGGUAGCUCUUUUGUGGACAAUCAAUUAUUUUUUUGCUUAUGCUAUGUUGUCUGGGUGGAGUACAAAGGAAAAAUUGGCUUGCCCUUGUUGCAACAAAAAUACCUGUAGCUUACAACUAAAAUAUAGUCGGAAGACAAUUUAUAUGGACCAUCGUGUCUUUUUACCCAUGGAUCAUCCAUAGAGAACCAAUACAAGGUCUUUUAAUGGGAUGCAGGAAUUAAGACCCCUUUCACCUGUUAUAGAAGGAACUGAAAUCUUUGAGAUGCUAUAAAAUUGAGAAUGUUUUUGGGAAGAAGCAAAGUACAUUAAAUAGUUUUCCAUAGAAUUGGAAAAAAAGAUCAAUUUUCUUUGAAUUGCCUUACUGGCACAAGAAUCCACUGCAUCACAACUUAGAUGUCAUGCACAUAGAGAAGAACAUACUUGACAGUGUAGCUGGAACUCUCUUGGAUAUCCCAGGCAAGACAAAGGACCAUUUGAAUGCUUGAUAUGACUUAAAAGUUUUAGGUAUCUGGAAAAAUCUUCAACCAAAGGAGGUGAAUAAUGGCAAGAGAACAAAGUUGACAAAGCCAUGUUUUUCUAUGAUUGCUGUAGAGAAGUCAAAUUUUUGUGGUGUUUUGAAGACAACAAAGCUACCUAAUGGUAGUGCUUCGAAUAUAUCACGCUGUGUACAUCUAGGAGAAAGAAAAGUUUCUGGGUAUAAGACCCACGAUGCUAACUUUAUGCUUCACUAUUUACUACCAAUACUGAUUAAAAGCAUCCUUCUUGAUCAUGUGGCCAUUUCGUUGAUUCGACUAAGUUCAUUUUUUGUCGCUUAUGCAAAAAGUUCAUCACACUGGAAGAGAUAGAUCUACUGGAGUUAGAGAUUGUGGAAACAAAAUGGUUCAUCUUCCCAUUCAUUUAGCAAAUGAGGUGAGAUUGGGUGGUCCGGUGCAGUUUCGUUGGAUGUAUCCUCCAGAAAGGUACAUGUGUAUAUUAAAGUCAUAUGUUCGCAACAAAAGUUGCCCCGAAGAUUCUAUUGCAGAGGCAUAUCUGGCUGAAAAGUGCUUAGCUUUCUGUUCAAGAUAUUUGCAUGGAGGUGUGCAAACAAGACUUAACAAGCGGUCUCGGAAUGAUGAUGAUCCUAACGAAGACGAAGUUGUGCCAUCAAAGUUAUUUUCUAACAAAGGUCGUUCGUUAGUCAUGGAAAAUGGAGAACCAAUUAAUCUAGAUGACAUAUCAAAUGCUCAACCCAUGUGUAUGUAUUACACAAUUGUGAAGAAGUCGCAGAUUAUGUUAGAGAGCAUGAGGAAGAGGUUAACAAUUAGCGGGGAACAAAAUGGAGAAAAGCAAAAGUUCACAACAAAACGUUUGUGCAGUGGUUUGAAACUCGUGCGAGGGAUCCAAAUGUACCUUUUGGCUAAAAGAAUUAUCUCGAGGUACAAGCUCUAUUGCAAGAAGAUUUUCUGGAUAUGUAAUUAAUGGAUACAGGUUUCACACUGUAGAACGUGAGGUAAGGAGAAAAACACAAAAUAGUGGUGUCACGUUAACUACUUUAACUUCAAGCUUUGCAAGUACUAAAGAUAAAAGUUCAAUCCAAGACACUGUAGCUUAUUAUGAUAAGUAUGGUCUUACAUUUGUUUACUUCCAUAAGAAAUGCUUCCAUAAUGAAUCUUUCAUACUAGCAUCUCAAGCAUCAGUGUUUUUAUGUGCACGAUCCAUAUGAACAUAACAAAUAUUAUGUUAUGAAAACUGUCCCAAGAGACUUAUUUAAAACAAGCGACGAAUCUGAGUCUGAGACCCGUCAAACACACUAUAGUGAACAACACGAGCGUAUAAUGAGCCAUUCCAUACCAGCUGAUGAUGGUGAACUUAUUCUGGAGAGGACUGAUUUACGACCCACGGUUAUUGAAAUGGUUCCCCAAGUGACUUCUGCCCAAGAAUAUCAGGCAGACUUUAUUGGAGAUUUUUAUUCUGAUGGGUCAUCCUAAGCAAUUUAUUGCUUAAUAUGUACAUACGUAUACUUAAGUUUUCUUCUUCACCUUUUUAUUUGUAAGUAAUACUUAUUUUUUUGUUAAUUUGUCAGUCUCUUACAUUUUUUUUAUAUUGAU
Arachis duranensis is the source of this 3605-nucleotide messenger RNA. RefSeq lists its product as uncharacterized. The transcript has 2 exons. Lineage: Eukaryota; Viridiplantae; Streptophyta; Magnoliopsida; Fabales; Fabaceae. The record is from RefSeq and is a predicted model, not a curated record. Bases 2332 to 2976 code for a protein of 214 amino acids.